Molecule: messenger RNA, 4755 nt
Organism: Mercenaria mercenaria
Lineage: Eukaryota; Metazoa; Mollusca; Bivalvia; Venerida; Veneridae
Product: stomatin-like
Exons: 10
Coding region: 329-1285 (318 amino acids)
Cellular component (GO): plasma membrane
Source: RefSeq, a predicted model, not a curated record
GUGUAUACAUGUGAACAUGACAUUGAAGAUAAAAAUAAUCUGUCGCAUGAUAAUGAAACUUGAAAUAAAAGUAUAAUUUUUCGGAUAUCAACAACCAGAUAACAACUACUUUUCAUUUGAACAAGUUACAUGUCGUCAGUGCUUUUGCUGAUAUUACAGCAUCUAUUAAUGAUUUAAACAAACAGGUAAGAUUUGCAUCUUUGUCCGUAGGGGUAGAUGAAGAGAGGACGGGGAACCGAAAGUUACACUUGUUCUCAAAAGUUAAGACGAUAUAAAUACAGACAAUGUCGGCCAGGAAGGGCCACAACCCUUUACGUAGAUUUGACAAAUGGCGGAAGGGAAACUGGAAAUGUACCGGCCUAACAUUCCAAGUCGGCAACGGCUACAUGAAACUGACAGCAUAGCAGAAGGUGACAUUGGUUGCUGUGGCUACGUACUUAUCGGCUUGUCUUAUCUUUUAGUGAUCGUAACCUUUCCGUUUUCUCUCCUUUGGUGUUUGAAGGUCGUACAAGAGUAUGAACGGGCAGUUAUAUUUCGACUUGGUAGAAUCAAAUCAUCCAGGGCACAGGGUCCAGGUCUGUUUUUCCUCCUACCAUGUGCCGACAACUUUGCAAAAGUGGAUCUUCGUACAUUCAGCUUUAACUUUCCGCAUCAGGAGGUAAUAACAAAAGAUUACGUACCAUGUGUGGUGGAUGUUGUCAUAUAUACACGUGUUUUCAAUGCUACAAAAUCAGUCGUCAAUAUCCUGAAUGCACGUGCCUCCACGCACCUGCUAGGGGCGACAACUCUUAAAGCAAUUGUGCGUACAGUAUGCCUGUCAGAGUUUUUGUCAGACCGUGAGAGAAUAGACUAUACCAUGAAGAGUACUUUAGACCGAGUCACUGACAACUGGGGAGUAAAAGUGGAAAGAGUAGAAAUCAAAGAUAUACGACUGCCAGUCCAGAUGCAGAGAGCUAUGGCUGUAGAAGCUAAAUCCGCACGUGAAGCCCGUGCAAAGAUUACGACUGUUCAAGGAAAGCUGAUGGCGUCCCGCUUGCUGAAGAAAGCAGCAGGCGUUCUUGCCGAGACGCCUGCGUCCUUACAGUUACGUUACCUGCAGACGUUACAAAGCAUCUCCGAGGAACAAAAUCAUACCGUCAUAUUCCCAAUGCCUGCAAAUCUGUUUUCGGCAGGUGUGAGACAAAUGCUGGGCCGGUUAUCGGGUUCACUAGCAGGUGCACAGUCUAACCAAAGCGGCCAGCCACUGAUCGAUUUACAGCAGACGCCAGAUAACACACAGUUUUAAGCAAUGCGUCAAAAAACAUUGAAAAACAUUGAAAGCAGACUUUGUAAGAAUGUGACUUGAAAAAAAUCAUGCAACAUAAAAAUAAUAAGAAUUUUCUGUUAAGUAGUAAUAUGUAAGGACUUAUAUCAUACAUGCUUGUGUGUGAGACACAGGAUGUAUGGUAAUUGAUAACUGUGGAUGAGGGUGAUAUUGCACUUGAAUAGUUAGAAGGUGUCGUUUUCUGUCUGCACAACGUCAUGCCGUAGCAUAUAUAUAAGCAAGUGCAGGUUUUCAAAAUACGUUUCAAAAAUAAAUGUAAACUGCAGAAAAUGUUGAUAUUGAAGUAGGAUAUUUUUUCGGCGACGCCGUCUAAAUUCGUUUUCGUUACCUAUGCCACGUGACUACAGUUUGCAAAUCAAACUACUUGAUAACGCAUUAUAGAUAAUUUAUCAAAAUGCAAGAUUUAUGCAACACUCUGGUUGAUUGGACGAGAGUGUCAAUUUCUUUCACUCUGUUGAUUGUGCUACGCUGAGUGAAAUGUAGACAAAGCGUUUAUCCUAAACGACGCUGUUCACAGUUUUAAAGCUAACUUUGGCUCAGUAUAUUUAGCAAGAAUAUUGAUAUAUCUCAAAAUGAUAAGUAAGUUUAAUAAAUAUGAUAAAAACCUGUUCAAAUACCAACAUAUAUCAAAUUAAAGAAAGAGUCUUUUAUGUAGAGAAGUGCUUUUUAAAAGAUUUUCCUUGUUACAAUUGUUACAAUUGUCGUCUGUAUAUGAAAAGGUUUCUUGCUUUUGUGACUUAUUCAGAUUGCAUAUUAAAAUGAGUACUUGUUUGCUUUGAUAUAAUAUGUUAUAAAUUAUUUAACUGAUUUAUUAUAUAUGAAUAUUUUUCUUUAGUAUGGUAUGCAAAUAUUGAACUCAGUUGAAAUCUGUUUUAUUAUAUAUAUGCUAUAUAAUGACUGCAUCUCAUUACACUGAAAUGAAGGUACGCUGCAUACAGUUUAUCUAUGUGAUAUGACUACGGUCGAACUUUGUUUAUGAAACAGAAAUAUUGAAAUAAUUACAAUUGUAUGUUUUGCUUGACCUUCACUUUUUUUAUAGGUGUGACGUCAUUGUCCAAAGAUUCAUGAAUAGCGAAUAUGCAAUUUUUAAAGCGGGAUCAGUUUUCCUAUUUUAGAAAUAAAUAAAGAUAAUAAAUAAAAAAAAAAUUUUUUUCUCUUGUAUUCUAAUCAAACUUGAUUUGUAGCAUCUUUAUUACGCCCGCAACCAACUUUGUUCAGCUGGGACAUUUGACCCCUUUUAGGGGCUGCUAGAGCUAAAACUAGAAAUGCCUUUAUACAGCGUCUCAUGAACAGCUUGGUGGAUCUUUGUCAUACUUGGUCUGGAGCAUCAUUAUAAGGUCCUCUUCCAAAUUUUAUUUAGGAACUUGGGCCCUUUUAGGGACAACUAUAGCUAAAAGUAGAUAUGCCUUUCUUCGCAUUAACCACUAAAAUGUAAUGGAUUUUUAUCAAACUCGAUGUGUAACAAUAUCGUAAGGUCUCCUGCUAUUUUGUUACAAAUGGGGAUAGGGACCAAUUUAGCUAAAAAUAUAAACACCUUUAAUGACCUCUUCUCAUGAACCGCUUCAUGAAUCUUCAUCAAACUACUGCUGGAAUUAUUCGUCUAAGGAUAAACGAAACAAAAUUGCAACCCUACGAAACCUUUGCGAAAAAUUAAAAGAGAACCAUUUAAAUUGUUAAAGUUCGGUGUUUAGUUUUGCAAUUUGAAAAAUGUUAGAUGAAAGAUGAAUGUUAGAUGAAAAAUUCAUAAACUUCUUUCCUUAUUACAAUUCGCCGACCAUCAUUUUUAAAGAUAUUUCUUGUUUUCUUGUCAGUUGCAAUUUCUACAUUAUGCAUGUGUCUGGUGUAUUUUGCAUUUUAGCUAAUGGAUGUGUUGAUUUACAUAUUUCAGCGGUAAGAUAUCUUUAUUUCAUAUAUGUUAAUGAAGUACACAAAUAAAAUGUAUUUCAGCUGUCAGAUUGUUAUAAUCUACACGUUUUAGCACUUGUGUCACGCCAUCGCUUCCGGUUUAUCAAACGUGCAGAACUACCUUAAUGUACGGUAAGGCUUAUGACGUAGCUAGUGUGUUGUUAUAACGCUUUAAUGCAACGCGUAGCGAUUGUAAUCGUUAUGGGUUCAGUUACGUAUGCAUAGUGUUAUGUAUAAAGAAAUAAGCAGCUAAAUUGUUUGUAUCUAUGAUAGAUUAUUUGUCUGUAGAAUUAUACCUACAUAUCACAAGUUAUAUUUAUAUGCUCCAUGUAGUAUUGUAAGUUCAAAUUAUCAUAUGUGUAGUUUACCCUGUUAACACUGCAAUACUGUACACUAGUAGUAUAUACUUUGUAUUUCAAUGCAGACUUACUACAUCCUUUUGCCCGUAUCUGCAGGCUACGAUUAUUAAUCAUCUUAAAGGAUAUUAUACGUGCGUGUUAAUACUGUAAUGUAAUUCUUAUUUUUUUGCAUUUCAUUAAACUCAGUACGUGCCGUUUCAAAUUGAUUAAUGACAAUGUAUGCUGCAUUAAUAGUACUGACAGUAAUGCCAGUUUAGAGCCAGUGCUAAUGUUAGAUUACAGUACAGUUAUUUAGUUCAUCCUCUUUAUUUAAGAUAUCAACGAACAUACUUUGUUUCUCUAUGCUAUAAUCAAUAACAUUUAUAUGUAUUUUUUAUGUUUUGUGUGCGAGUGUAACUAUCUGUAUGCUUGAGUAUAUAUGUGUGUGUGUGUGUGUACGCGCGCGCGUGCGUGCGUACGUGUUAUUUGAAUGUGUCACGUUGUAUUUGUAUUUGUUAAUACAUCUGUUUGUAACAAGAUACUUCAUGUAUACGUUUCAAGAAAUAAACUUUGAAUCUUGUGUCUUAUACUGUCAAAUAUGUUUAUCAACAUGUUUCACUGUCAGAUAUGUUAAUCAAAUGUUUGAUGUAUUUAUUGACAUGUCUCAGCGAUCAGAUAUGUUAAUUGACGUGUUUCAGCUGUCAGAUGUGUUUAUUGACGUGUUUCAGCGGUCACAUGUGUUAAUUGAUAUUCUUUAGCGGUCAGGUGUGUUAGUUGACGUGUUUCAGAGGUCAGAUGUGUUUAUUGACAUGUUUCAGCGGUCAGAUGUGUUAAUUGACGUGUUUUAGCUGUCAGAUGUGUUAAUUGACGUGUUUCAGCGGUCAGAUAUGUUUAUUGACAUGUUUCAGCGGUCAGAUGUGUUUAUUGACAUGUUUUAGCUGCCAGUUGUGUUAAUUGACAUGUUUCAGCUGUCAGAUGUGUUAAUUGACAUGUUUCAGCUUUCAGAUGUGUUCACGUUCUCGUGCAAUAAUGUAUUAUUGCAGGAAUCGUCAACAGCGAUGCUCUGUAUUGUAUCCAUUCCUAAUGUACUCAGCAAGAAGUUAAUGUGCCUUGAAUGUCUUAAAAUGAUUUUGUAACCGUUAUUUAUGAAUGUCGUUUAAAUGUCGGUCUUCCGUUUCUAACUUAUGU